AUGGUUAGAAGUAGAAGAAAUUCUUUGGUCCGGGAUAUUGCGUCACAUCCGAUCACAUCAGACGCUCCGACCAUUGUGGGCUUACUAGACGAUUCGUAUCUAUUUGAUAAGCUUAAGAAACUAUCCUUAGCUGUGGAGAGUUCUGAUAGUUUGAAGAGUGGUGAUGGUUCAGAAAGCGGUUCUGGUAUUUAUGAGUCUGAGGCCACAUCUGCUGUGAAUAUGAAUAAGACGGACAAGUACUCGUAUUAUAACAGCUAUUUGGACCAGUUAAACGCUAAGAUAUGCGAAUAUAAGGUCGUUCUCGAUCAAACACGCCAAGUCAAUGAUCAAUUGAAUGAUUCCAUCGAAAAAUUCAAGGAAAUCUCGCAGGAGACGGGGGCUUUCAUUGAUGAAACGAAGACAAUCUACACAGAGCAGUCUCGGCUAAGCAAACUUACUGAAUCGAUUCCCAGGACCCUACAUUAUUUUGAAGUACUGGAUCCUAUCAUGCGCCGAUUGAAUCAUGCUAGUUCUCCUUCUAUUGUCAAGAAAGGUUCUUUCUCAACGAUGUUGGCGACUAUCGAUGAAUCUUUGCAAUUCCUAGAUGACAAUGGCGAGCUUAAAGAUGCCGCGGCGUAUAGAAUCAAGUUCAAGCAAUGCUUGAUCAGAGCCUGUGAACUGAUAUCCCAUUUUUUGCAUAACCUGUUGAAACAAACAAAUCAGGAAAUUUUGGAUAAAACCAAAAAUAAGAACUUGUUAGUGGGAUUACCAUCAAGUACAAGAGACGCUUUCUUGUAUAGUAAAUUCUCUACUAUAAGUGAUACUUUCAAAACGCAGGUGUCGGAAAUUGUCAAGAGAAGCAACGAUAAGGCUUAUUAUAAAUACCACGAUGAAUUGAAUUCCAUUCUAUAUGAGUGUUUCAAUCAGUAUUUUCAAACACGUUUGAAAUUAUUAACCCCGGUCAUUUGGUCACAUAUUGACGAAAUUAGUGUUAAAGAUAAGGACCAAGAUCUGGUUAAAUUUAUUCAAGAUGGUAAAACUUACUUUCAGCAGUUAUGUGCGAAUGAGUAUAAGCUUUUUAUUGAAUUUUUCCCUGAAAAAGAAUGUCGUUUCAAGAUUAACCAGUGGUUCUUACAACUAUGUGAACCACUUUAUGACUCUAUAAGAAUUAAAGUUCUGAAAGAGACAGAUAUUUCCACUUUGUGUGACUCAGUAACUUUGUUUGCACCAUACUAUGAAUUUGAAGAAGGUUCUGAAGAAUACUUGAAGCAAUUUACUGAUAUUCAGUACGAUAAAUUGUUCGAACCUAUUGUCCAAAAGCUGCAAGCUAGAUUGAUCUUACGAGUUCAAAUUUAUGUUCAACAAAAUAUUCUAAGCUAUAAGCCAACAAAAGAUGUCUUCAUGAUAUCAAAUAGAAGAGGAAGACCGAAGACCAGCACGAACGGUGAUAAUAAAAAUACUGUUGCUACUAGAAACGGUUCGGAUUCCUUGUUAGAAUCGUAUUUAGCAUCAUUCAAAAAUAGAGACAUGUUGUCCACUUACUCCAAUGAUACAAAUGAUACAUAUACUAAUUUAGAAAAUUCUUCUUAUAAAUUUUCUCAAUUGCAGACGUAUUAUCCGCCCUUGUUAAAGACCUUAGCUUUGUUAUCCAAAAUAUAUGAAAUGAUUAAUUCCGUGGUAUUUGAUGAUUUGGCCCACCAUAUUGUCCAUGAUUGUAUCAUAUCCUUGAGAAAUGCUUAUGACAUGGUAAUGAAAACAUCAGCGGGUAAAUCCGAUAUUAACAACUUGGAUGUUUCAUUGGCGUACUUGAAAAACCUAUUGAUGUUACGAGACUCCAUACAGAACUUCAAUAUUCAAUAUACAGUUAAUGAAACUUAUUUGGAUUUUUCUGGUGUUGAAUGGUUCUUCAAAUCACUCAAAGAAAAUGGUAGAAACGUCUUGAAGAAAACAAAAUCAUCUUCAAUAUUGACAUUGGCAAGAGAACUGGUUCCCAAAGUGGUAAACAAUAUGGUAGAUGCACGUACCGAACUAAUAUCUGAGUUAAGAAACGUCAUUAAGGAUUUUACUGAGAAUACUUCUUUGGAACUUAUUGAUAAUACUUUAGAUAUUAAGAAUGAUGAGGACUUAUUGGCCAAAAACUUAAAACUAAGAGGAAAUAUAAAGGCCAGAUUACCGAGAAUAUAUGAACAGAUACUGAACUAUAUCGACGAUCAAGAAAUUGUUAUCAACCUGUUGGAUGCGGUGCAGGAGUUAAUUACGCAAUCCUAUGCAAAAUAUUACGAAGCUAUAACUGAAUUGGCAGAAAACGAAAAGUUGGCUAGAAACAAAGUUGCUGAUAUUAUGUAUUUGGACGUCUUCACAGACUUUUUUGCCAAAGAAGUUGCAGAUCUUUUAAGAAAUGGUAGAAUAGAUAUUGAAACAAAAUAG
Messenger RNA from Saccharomyces mikatae IFO 1815, 2406 nucleotides. RefSeq names its product Golgi transport complex subunit COG3 (gene COG3). NCBI's taxonomy places the organism in Eukaryota, Fungi, Ascomycota, Saccharomycetes, Saccharomycetales, Saccharomycetaceae. Gene Ontology annotation, cellular component: COG complex; cis-Golgi network; membrane. The transcript has a single exon. Gene Ontology annotation, biological process: Golgi organization; intra-Golgi vesicle-mediated transport; cytoplasm to vacuole targeting by the Cvt pathway. The record is from RefSeq and is a predicted model, not a curated record. The coding region runs from base 1 to 2406 and encodes 801 amino acids.